AUGAAAGACAGAAGAACAGAAAAACAAAAGUUUUCAAACGAUUUUCCUUCAUUGGUUUAUUUAGUUAGAAAUAAUUCGUAUCCAGUGCAUUCAGAUUUUACUACAUUUUUAUCGAGAUUAAAAACGUAUAAUUCAUUUCCAUCUACUUUAUGUCAAAAUAAAUAUUCGUUAUCUGAGGCUGGAUUUAAGUAUUCAGGAACUGCUGACAUAGUCGAAUGUUUUUAUUGCGGACAGCGGACUGGUCUUACAAAAAUGGACUAA
Molecule: messenger RNA, 261 nt
Organism: Macrosiphum euphorbiae (potato aphid)
Lineage: Eukaryota; Metazoa; Arthropoda; Insecta; Hemiptera; Aphididae
Source: the annotation of a GenBank genome assembly